GCAGCACUCUUCCAACGAAGCAGAUGUCAAAACAUGGAGUGGGGUUGGGGCCUGCGGACGCUAUUUAUUCUUGUUUUAGUCGGAAACUUUGGUGUUAUUACAGCUAAAUUAUCAAGUCAUAGGCUAUGCUACGACAAAAAAUGCGAAGAGCCUGUGUCUCGGGGCAUGGUACUGAUGCGCUACACAGCCAGCGAGCCUGGCAUGCUCAGCGUCAAGCCCAACGACAAGGUGGUGGUGUACAGCUACCCGGCCGGUGAUAACCCCAGCCUGUAUGGCGUCGAGGUGAACGGUCGGCGCGGCUAUGUACCGAAAAACUUUAUACGAGAGCUAAAAAUGGAAAAGCGGCCAAAGAGGCUAGUAGAAGUCGAGCCAGUAAGACAGGGUAGAAGUAAAGAGGCGCGGCGGUCAAAGGGACCCGCCGAGCCGUUUUACCCGUAUAGUACCGAGUACCGGCAGAAUCAGCAGCUGCCCAGGCCGAGGGUGGUUGGCCUGGGUCAUGACUGGCAUCACAAGUACGUGAAAACCCUCCGCGAGCGGCAGCAGCAGCAGCAGCGUCUCCAAGAGGAGCAGGCUCGACAGCAGCAGCUGAAGCAGCAGGAAGAGGAGGCUCUACAGCAGCAGCAGCAACCACAACAACAGCUUCAAGAGGAGCAGGCUCGACAGCAGCGUCUUCAGGAGGAACAGGCCCGGCAGCAGCAGCUUCAACAAGAGCAGGCUCGACGGCAAGAGGAAGAGCAGCAGAGACUGCGCCUCCAGGAAGAGCAAAAACUGCAACAACAGCAGCACCUUCGAGACGAAGAGCUGAAACAGCAGCAGCAGACACAACAGAUCGAUGAACAGCAGAAACAGUGGCAACUACAACAACAGCAAGCGCAGGGACAGCAUCUUCACGCGCCGUCUGCCGCUGUGCCGGACCCUGGCGCGCGCCAGCCGCCGCCCGCUCAGGCCGGUGUGGACCCCGCCUCCUUCCAGCCGGCAGAUCAGCUGCUGGGGCAGCACCCACACCUCCAGCACGAUCACCCCCCGUCGCCGGCUGCAGCUCCCAGUCCGCGGCCGUCUGGGGCGGCCCUGGACGCCACCGGCGGACACCGCGGUCUGUUCGGAGCGGUGCCCGGCGCGGCGGCGUCCCAGCCGCCCCCGCCUCCGCCAGAGAUGCAGGUGACCCUGCCGGGGAUGGCCGAGGACCAGAAGACUCAGCCGCCUGUGGGUGCGGUGGAUGCCCAGACAGUGCCGCUCUCAUCUGAGGAGGUUGCCAAACGAACUGACCCGGCGGUGGCGGAUGGUGCCCAGGGGACAGAACCGGAAAGUGAGAAGCCGCCAGAAGCAACCGAGGCUUCCCCAGCUGACUCGACUGACAAUCAGGUCGGCCAGGAACCGGGUAUUGAGACUCCAGGCGCCGAGCUCGAGGCGGAUGACGCUGACUAUCCCGGAGACAAUGAAACUGACGACGUGGAUGACGCCGAAGAGGGUUACGACGCGACUGGUGGUGCCGACUCCAAAACUGAUCCAGCACCGAACUCGGAGCGGACGGAGACUGCGGCGGCGGGGCAGAGCGUGGGCGUGGGAACGAUAGAGCAGGUGGGCGGGCCGAGACCAGGCUCAGCCGAGCCGGUGCCACCGCUGUUCGGUGGUGGACCCGCGCAACCGGUGGAGCCGGUGGUACCGGAGAGUGAGAAGGCGGCAGAGAGUGGCACAGAACAGCCGGAGCAGGCGGCUGAAGGCGGGUUCUGGUCCUCUCUGGGCGGCGGCGCGCCGGCGGCUCCUCAACCGGCGGAACCUGCCAUCGUGGAACCUAUCGCUGAGGAGCCGGCUGCUGCGGAACCGGCCGCCACGGAACCCGUCGCUACGGAACCCGCCGCUGCGGAACCCGCUGCCGACAGUGCCGAGGCCGGCGGUGGCUUCUGGUCCUCCCUCAGUGGCACACCGGCUGCUCCAGAGCCCGCUGUCCCUGUGGCGGAUCCGUCCGCUCCUGUUGUUGACGGAACUGCCGUCCCGGAGGUGGGAUCAGACCCGCCCGCCGCCGUAACCAGCGCCGGCGGUACUGUAGACCCGGCCGCCGCUGACGCUGCCAGUGCCACUCCUGAGGCGGCAGCGGCUGAGCCGGCAGACCCGGCGGACCCGGCAGCUGCAGAGACAACGCCAGAGACCGCUGACGCGCUACCGUCACCAGCAUCUCCCGAGAUACCGGAGCCCGCUGGGUCCGGGGAUUCGUCAGCACCGCCGCCAGCGGUCGGUCACGGUUCCGCUGGUGUCGCCCCUGGGCCUGUUCUAUCGGCGGAGCUCAGCGGAUUGGGCGGUGCAGGCAGUCCGACACCCGCCCCGCAUCAGCCCGUCAUCACCGCUGAGGGAGCGACGGUGUCCUCCGCGGUUCAAAUAGACGGUGUACCGGCGACUGUGGAUGAUGUGACGGAGAAGAAUGACUCCCUUGUCGAGUUACCGUCUGUGGAACAGACAUUGGGGACAGGUGAAGAGAUUCAGACAGAAGCUGAGGAAAAUGGGACAGGCGGCUCGGUGGCAGACGGCGGUGAUUAUCGUGAGUUAUCCGAGGACAGCGAGGUUUUCUCGAAUGGCGGUGACGAGAAGGAAGUGGUGUCUGAUGAGAAGAAAAAUGAGGACGUGGGAGCACAAGAUGUUGAGGAGAAUAACAAUCCAGAGCUCCAACACAUCGAGACAUCUUUACCGGAUUCGAGAGACGGACAUCUGAUACAGCAUGUGACUUUGGAGGACACCGCGGGGAAAGAGAAACAAGAGGCGACUGGAAAGGGCGCAGAGCCUGGAGACAGUGCAGCAAACAAGGUGACGGACCAGGUGGAACAAGAUGAGGAGGACUUUGAGGAAGAUGACGAUGGAUUGGAUGAUGAUGAGGAGGAGGAUGAGGAACUUGAUGGUGAUGAUGAACUUGAAGAUGAAUCUGAUAAUACUAACGACGAACAAAUAAACUCAGAGCCUGAUGGUAAUAGUGAGGGGUUGAAGCCAAGCGACCAAACCACCAAGGAGUUGGACACUGGACCCAGUGUGGCACCAGUUGCCGAACCACCUUCCAUGGACAGUGUUCAGAGGCGUGGGGAUAUCACUGAGCAGUCGUUGGCAGUGGAUUCAUCACCGCCAACCGAAGAGGCAGUUGCUGAACACGCUGAACCUGUCGUUGACUCGCAUGGUGUACCUAACGUUGAAGGGCAUGAGCCAGAAGCUGAACAAAAUAUCGACACACAAACUCUGCCAGAUGUGAAAUCCGAACACCCCGAACUACACUCGGCGGAUAAUUCCUUUGAAGAGGCAUCCGGUUCAGUUGAGCCGGAGCCAGCCUCCCCCACCGCCGCCGAGUCUGACAUCAACGAAGAGCAGCACGACAGCGUCGUGGGUGUUUCUGAUCCACCUGCAAACGAGCUGCCUCCCAUUGAAGACACUCCUACCACCACUGCCGUUCCAAACGCCGUAAACCACGACUCCGCCUCCACCGAGGACGACUCCGAGUCGACACACUCCGCCCCACCUGACUCCGUCCCCUCUGAGUCGGUCCCCUCUGACUCUGACGACUCCGAUCCUGACGUGGCCGACUGGAGUCUCUCUUCACCGGACGACUCCCGGAUGGACGAAGACGCUGAGCGAAACUCAGAGCGGGGACAACUGAGAAAGCGCCGGCGGCUGGUACAGCAGCUGAAGCGGCGGAGACUGCUCAACGACGCCCCGCCGUCCGGCCACGACCCCCUCUCGGGUCUGUACAGCCCACCCCCCGCCGACGGGCCGCCACCCACCGACCACUCCAGUUCGAGCGACUCUGCACCGACCGACCCGUCAGCGACCGGGUCGAAUCCGACCGACCCCUACGCAGCCGACCUGGCCUCGAGCGGCCCCGCCUCGAGCGACCCAGCCUCGAGCGACCCCGCCUCGAGCGACCCCGCCUCGAGCGACCCAGCCUCGAGCGACCCCGCCUCGACCGGCCCGGCCUCGACCGGCCCCGCCUCGAGCGAGUACGCGUCCUCGUACCCGCCUUCCACCAGCGGCAGCGUGGAGAGCCCCUAUGCCGAGCCGGAGCCGGACAGUGCCCACAGUCAGGCCCAGAGUGCCUACGGAGGGAGUGCCUAUGGGGAAAGUGCCUACGGAGAGAGUGCCUACAGUCAGUCGGAGCCCGAGGCGCCUGGACUGCUGGAGGAGGUGACGGCAACGCUGCUGCCGUCCAGCCUGUGGGGUCUGGUGGAUGGUUACUCGGCCGGCCACGACUCGGACACCUGCGCCGGAGCCGGCGGCGGCGCCCGCGUCUCCGUGCUGCUCUCCACCAUCGGACUGGCGCUCACGGUGCUCCUCAUCGGAGUGCGAGCCGUGGCGCAAUUCCGGUGUGACUCGGAACUGAAGCGGACCAUCAGCAAGCUGCACCAGCGGCUGACCGUGUAUAAGGAGGAAACGGACGCGCUCAAAUCCAAACUAGAUGCAACGAACAAACAGUUACUGGAGGGCGGCUCGGCGGCCACACAGGCGGCCCUGCAGGCAGCCGCCGCCGAUCAGCAGGCAGCUGAGGAGGAGCUCGAGGAGGCCCGACACCAGAUCAGCGAGCUCGGGAAACAGGUGGCCGGCCUGGAGCAGGAGCUGCAGGAGGCCCAGCAGCUGCUCGAGGAGCAGACGGCCGUCAUCAGCACCCACCAGAGCGCGUCCAACAACCCCCAGCUGGACUCUAUGAUCGUCGAGACGGUGGGCAAGCUGGAGUCGGACCUCAAACAGCAGCGCAAGAAGCUGAUGGGCGAGAUCGAGAAGCUGAAGAAGGACAAGAAGAAGCUGGCCGACGAGCUGGCCGUAUCGCGGCCGCUCAUCAAACAGCUCGAGGCCAAAGUCACAGAGCUGGGCAGCAGCAGCCGGGUCAGUGCCGAGGUCGAGGAGCAGCACCGCCGGACGGUGGAGGAACUCACGGAGCGAGCUCAGAAGGAGACGGAGCGGUGCGCGGCCAUCGCAGAGGAGAGGGACGCCGCUGCUGAAAAGCUGUCUGCCCUGGAGCCGCGUGUGACCGAGUUGGAGAGCGAGCGGGACUCUGCUCGCGACCAGGCCGACACGCUGACACAGGAGGUGGACGCGCUGAAGACCAUGCUGAAGACGGUCCAGGACGGCACUGACAACGGCUCUGAAGAGAAGAUCCAGGCGCUGCUGGAGGGCGGAAAGCUGAAGGCUCAGGUGGAAAAGCUGACCAAAGAGCGCGCCAAGCUUAAAGAGAAAUGGAAGCAAGAACGAGAAAUGCUCAAAAAGGCUCAAGAGGCGGAGAAAACGCUGAGCUCGGAGCUGAGUCAGCUCUCGGAGCGCUGCGAAAAGGCCGAGGUCGACCGGUUCGAGGCUGAGUCCAAACUGGAGCACCUCGAAAAGUACUUCCAGAAAAAGGAACUCUCCUUCCAAGAGGAGAUGGGCGUGCUCAAGUCGCGGUUGACCCACUCGGAGGGAGACGCCUCCAGUAACCAGGGGCUGCUCGUGCAGUACGAGGAGCAGAUCGCCACCUAUCGCUCCCAGGUGGAGUCGCUUAAACAGGAGAUCCAGGAGACGGAGCGUUCGUUCCGGUCUCAGAUCCAGGCUCUGGAGAAGCGCGCCCACGAGAGCUGGGUGACGUGUCGCCAGGCCGAGCGGCGAUUGGAGGAGGCGAACCGAGAGGCGCAGCAGUACAGGGCACUGCUGACGAAGGCAGAAGAAGAGAAGAAUAAUUUAGUAAAUGGGCAAGCAAGUUUGCAGUCUUUCAACUCGAAUGGCACGGGCGCGGUGUCCCCUGGCCCGGAGGUGGACCCGCUGGCUGACCCCCUGCUCUCGGCAGCGUUCCUGCCCCCUCCGCCCCCUCCCGGCCUGGACCCGUUCCUGGCGGCGCCGCCGCCGCCACCGGCCGGCGCCGACCCAUCCUCGUUCCUGCCGCCGCCGCUGCCGCCGCUGUACGCCGCGCCCCUGCCGCCGCCCGACGGACGAUACGACGAGUUCGGACCGCGCUACGGGCGCGACUCUCCUCUGUCGGAGCGCUCGCACCGCUCGGAGCGUGGCUACGUGUCGCCGCCGCCGGCCGGCCGCCGUCCGACAGGUAGAGACUGGUCGCCGCCGGCGGCCGGGCCGCGCCGCACCCUGUCGCGCUCCUCGUACAGCCCUGAUCGGCUGAGUGACAGCCGCGGCCUGUCGCCCGAGCGGCGCCGACCGCCUCUGCCGCGCUACGUCGGAGGUCACGACGAGUACCGAGGGCCGAAGACGUCCUCUCCUCUGGUACAAGACGACUACGGCCGGUCACACGACAAGCGGAAGCAGCCAUACGACAGGAUCUAAUAGCUCUCUCUCGGCGGCCGCGCCGCCCCCGCCCUCCUGUACGGGUCUCCGCCGCCCCCGCCCCCGCCGCGGGGAGGGCGGCCGCCCACCAAAGCCCGGCGCAUGGACCGCCGGUAUAUCUGUUGAACAAGGACCCCCUCGGCCACUGCCGCCGCCCGCGCGGAGUGCCCCACUAUGUGCAUUACGAGCUGUAGGCGCACCACCAGCCGCGUCCCCGAGAUCCGGGCACGGCCGGCGCCGCAGUCUGUUGUUGUGCUCCAUUGAGCAGACGGAAGCCUGUAUAUAGCCUUUAUUUAAAGCCGCCACAUUCCGCGCGCGGGCGCCGCCGCGCCGGCCGCGUCUCCCCAGGCCCUGGCCACCGGCCGGGCCCCGUGAUAUAUCGCUGUAGGCGGGCCGAGCUCCAGUGUACGGCGGAAAUACGGACCGCCGCGGAGUGACCGAAUCGUUAGUGAAGUGAACAGACGACUCCCGUACGAUAAAUACAAGGUUUGGGAACAUUU
Molecule: messenger RNA, 6773 nt
Organism: Amphibalanus amphitrite
Lineage: Eukaryota; Metazoa; Arthropoda; Thecostraca; Balanomorpha; Balanidae
Product: transport and Golgi organization protein 1-like
Exons: 18
Coding region: 34-6273 (2079 amino acids)
Biological process (GO): protein secretion; endoplasmic reticulum to Golgi vesicle-mediated transport; vesicle cargo loading
Cellular component (GO): endoplasmic reticulum membrane; endoplasmic reticulum exit site
Molecular function (GO): protein binding
Source: RefSeq, a predicted model, not a curated record